Molecule: messenger RNA, 816 nt
Organism: Rotaria socialis
Lineage: Eukaryota; Metazoa; Rotifera; Eurotatoria; Philodinida; Philodinidae
Source: the annotation of a GenBank genome assembly
AUGAACCACACUCCGGCAUCAAAUUUUGAGCGACAACAUCUUAUGAACAAGUUGCCGAGAGACGUGGUUGCAGAAUUGGUUAUAUGUUUGGCUUCAAACAUUCAAUACCAGAAAGAUAUACUUGCUGUUAUAUCUCAAAGCCAACAGCUUGAUUUUUUAAAUUACGACCAAUUUUUUAUCAAUCAAGCCAAACCAAUUAUCGAAGCAAUGUUUGGGUCAUCACCAGAUUUAACGAACGAUGUAACAACAGUAAUCAAUGGUUCAAAAAUGAUAAUCACAAAACAAACAUGUGAAGAAGCUGUGCAUAUCUUUAUCGAUGUACUAAUGUCUCAGCAUUUUAUUUUGAUGAACAAUCGUGUUAAUGCCAAUAGCAAUGAAACACCAACAGAAUUAAAACAUCAAACAGAAAUUUUAAAAUUACCUUAUGAUGAAAUAGAUCCUUUUCUAAAUCGAUUGGUUCGUCGAGGUAUUCUAAAAAAAGGAAAAUUUGUGAAAUCAUCGAAACAAAGUGGAACAUAUGAAUCAUAUUUAAAAUAUUUACCAUCUGAUCCAUUAGAAGAAAAAGAAUUAUCGUUCGAACCACAACGACAUCAUAUACAAUUUGAUGAAUAUCAAGAGAUUUACAAAGUAAGUGCUGUUUCACCAGAUCGUACAAUUUUAACUAUGGAUGGGAAAUUCGUAAUGAAAAAACAAAAUGUUAACUUUAUGGUAUUAAACAAUCAUCAAGACACGUAUGCUACACAAAGUACUUCAGAUUUAGCACAUGACCAAGUGACACCAAUUGUUAAUAUUUGCGUUGGAAAUGGUGAAUACUAG